UAUUGACAUUGACUCGAUGGAAUUGUCCCUUCCUUCUCUCUCUUGUUACGUUACUUUAACUAAGUUUUUCUACGGUAAAAACACGAAAGGAAAGGGUUACUGAAUAGAAAGUAGGUACCUUCCUGUCUCGGUAUAUACGGCAUGGGAAAACGUUUUUUGAAUAUUUGUCAGAAAUGAACGAAAAUGGCAAUAAAAGGACAUGUCAAAUAUAAAAGUUACUCAUAAUCGGUGACCAAUCGGUCCAGUCCUGACUAGACUAGCGCGCAGACAGUAGGUCAGGACUAAGCAUGGGGCUGGAAGGAGGCCGACGCGAGGCACUAAUAGUGUGCGGCUUGUGCGCCGCCUGGUACGCAGUGAGCUCUGCCUCCAAUGUGGUGGGCAAGCUGGUGCUGACGGAUUUCCCGUUCCCGGUGACGGUGAGCAUGGUGCAGCUGCUGUCCAUCGUGCUGUACUCGGCGCCAGCAUUCCGCGCGGCGGGCGUGCGGCGUGCCCCGGAAUUCCCGCGCCGCUACUUCUGGCGCGUGCUGGUGCCCCUCGCCUUUGCCAAAUUCUUUACAACCAUGUUCUCUCAGAUUUCAAUUUGGAAAGUGCCUAUAUCAUAUGCUCACACAGUGAAAGCAACCACGCCGCUGUGGACGGCGGGGCUGGCGUACGUGCUGUUCGGCGAGCGACAGCCGCGCGGCGUGGCGGGCGCGCUGCUGCUGAUCGCGGGCGGCGUGGCGGUCGCGUCCGCCACCGAGCUGCACUUCGACGCGGCCGGGCUCGGCGCCGCGCUGGCCGCCGCCGCGCUGCUCUCGCUGCAGCACCUCUACUCCAAGCGCGUCAUGCGCGACACCGGCGUGCACCACCUGCGGCUGCUGCAGCUGCUGGGCGGGCUGGCCACGCUGCUGUUCGCGCCGGUGUGGGCGUGGCGCGACGGGGCCACCCUGUGGCGCGAGGCGGGCUGGCUGCGCGACUGGGAGCGCACGGCGCCGCUGCUGGCGCUGGACGGGCUGCUGGCGUGGCUGCAGGCGGUGUGCGCCUUCAGCGUGCUGUGGCGGGUGUCGCCGCUGGCGUACGCGGUGGCGUCGGCGGCCAAGCGCGCGGCCGUGGUGGGCGCGUCGCUGCUGGUGCUGCGCAACCCCGCGUCGGCCGCCAACGUGGCGGGCAUGGCGCUGGCGGCGGCCGGCGUGCUGCUCUACAACCGCGCCAAGCUGCGCGCCCGGGAGCGGGCGCCGCCGCCGCUGCUGCCUGUCUGACUUCUAAUAACUAACUUGCCGUAUUGUUUCAUCUUUCAUGCUAGCCAGUGCAAUAAAAUCUUUAUUGUAUGAGUUAUGUAGAAAUAUUAAAUUUAAAAAAAAUAGCCUAGCUGCCACCGAAUUAAUUAUUUUUCUAGAAUCUUACUUCUGGGUAAACUGACGAAUGUGAUUUGUAAUCUAAUACAAUUUAGUACUAACAUAAAACAUACUCGUUACAGCGAUUUUUCAACGCGCCGAACUGAAAAAAAUUAACAAACGGCUUUAGUUAAAGAAUUUAUUAUUAAAUAGUGAAAUAUUUACAUGUGUAAGUAGAAAAAUGUGAACAUAGUUCAAGUGUAAAAUGUCAAUUAUUUAACGGAAACACAGAUAAUUAACCCACGUUUUAUUUAUGUUUUGUUGUUACUACAUGAACAUAAGGUAAAUGAGCCGACUAUCACUCGACACAAAAGUGGUAGUGCACGUUAAUAAAUAUUCAGAGCCUAAAAAUAAUAAUGUAUUUAAGAAGGAAGUCUUAUAUUUUUAUAUACUUUGGGUAGCAAGGACAACUCUCUAUAGAGUACCAACAGUAUAUUAGAGGUUUUGCUUGCUCAAUGCUUUGAAAGCUUUUUAAACUGAAUGUCAGCAGACAACAUUUGAAGAUUAAGCUAAAAAUUACCAUUAUUAAUUUAUGCCUAACAUUCGAGAUAUAUUGAGAUUAUUAUUUUUUUUACCUCAAAAAUAUGCGUAGGUAGAAAAUAUGUUACUGUACGUUGUGUUUAUGUAAAUAAGUAGAAUUCGUAUAAUUAUAAUGUACAGACAAUAUGAUUCAUAACAGUAUUUAAAAAAAUUGAAAAGUAUUUUAUACUUUGUUUUAUAACGGAAUUAAAAUUGUACUUAUAUUUUGUUUUA
Molecule: messenger RNA, 2126 nt
Organism: Amyelois transitella
Lineage: Eukaryota; Metazoa; Arthropoda; Insecta; Lepidoptera; Pyralidae
Gene: TPT
Product: solute carrier family 35 member E1 homolog
Exons: 2
Coding region: 288-1238 (316 amino acids)
Cellular component (GO): Golgi apparatus
Molecular function (GO): antiporter activity
Source: RefSeq, a predicted model, not a curated record